GUCGGUGGGCGCGCGCGCGUACCUUGUUGGUUCGUUGGAAAAAUAAUAAUUUAUUCUAUACGGUAGAAGCACAAACGUAGACUGGUUUAUUGAAACCUGCGACAUGAAAGAACAGUGCUGCCAGUUCGUAAAUAUGUUCUCGUUUCGAAUCGCGACCAUGUCCUGAAGCCGCUCCGUUCGCGGUCCGCGCCGUACUACGAUUACAGAGAGCAAAAAAACCGCGCGACACAUGAACAUCUAUCACCAAUUUUGGGUAAACGAAAUUAUUCGCGGAAAAUGCUUCAGACUCUUCGUGAACGUUCGCAAAAACGCAAGAAACUCUUAGCGCAAACGCUAGGAGUUUCGAGCGUGGACGAGCUACGACAAAUUUUGGGGACAGAUGUCGAUGACACGCAGAAAAAACGAGUAAGAUCAGUGUCCGAAAGGUUAGUGAACGGAGCAAAAGAUUCGAAAAGUGACACUGGUCCGACAGACGAGAUCGUUUACAAGGAUUCUUCGACGUUUCUGAAGGGCACACAGUCGUCGAAUCCUCACAAUGAUUACUGUCAACAUUUCAUCGAUACGGGUCAACGGCCACAGAACUUCAUCAGAGACGUGGGCCUCGCGGACAGGUUCGAAGAAUAUCCGAAAUUGCGGGAGUUGAUCAAAUUGAAGGACGACUUGAUAGCGGAAACUGCUACUCCACCCAUGUACCUGAAAACGGAUUUGCUCUCUUACAAUCUAAAGGAACUCAACUGCAAAUUCGACGUGAUACUGAUCGAGCCCCCAUUGGAGGAGUAUCAGCGCACAUGCGGUGCGACCAACGUUCAACUUUGGAAUUGGGACCAGAUAAUGGAACUGGAUAUCGGUGAGGUGGCAGCGAAUCGAAGCUUCGUGUUCCUCUGGUGCGGCAGCAGCGAUGGCUUGGACAUGGGACGAUUCUGUCUUCGCAAAUGGGGUUUUAGGCGAUGCGAGGAUAUUUGCUGGAUUCGCACCAACAUCAAUAAUCCGGGACACAGUAAAAACUUAGAUAGCAAAGCCGUACUUCAAAGGACCAAAGAACAUUGCUUGAUGGGAAUCAAGGGGACGGUCAGACGAUCCACGGACGGAGACUUUAUUCAUGCCAACGUGGACAUCGAUCUAAUCAUAUCGGAGGAGCCCGAAUACGGUUCUAUAGAGAAGCCUGUCGAAAUAUUUCACAUAAUUGAACACUUCUGUCUCGGCAGACGACGAUUACACUUGUUUGGUCGCGACAGCACAAUUCGGCCCGGAUGGCUCACUGUAGGACCAGAGUUAACCAACACAAAUUUUAACUCGGAUCUCUACACCAGCUAUUUCACUAACAGUCAGAUCACCACUGGAUGCACCGAGCGAAUCGAGGCCCUCAGACCAAAGUCUCCGCCGCCGAAAGAUUUUGACGCCUCGUGUCCAGGACACCGCCAGGCUAUAUAUCGAGUAUUCCAAGUCCUUAACCGACUCUGCGACUUUAACGUCGAUCGAGACGCGAACGAUUUCGCUACCAAAUUGGGUACGAUUCUGUGUCGAAUAUAUUCACGACCGUCGGCUCUUUUGGACGACGCGUAAAUCGAGACAACGUGUCCGACCGCGUGUAGUGAACUUGUCGCAAAAUGUUGUAUUUAUAUGUAUUCGCAUUCUUUUAUAUAUAUAUAUAUAUAUAUAUAUAUAUAUAUACAUAUAUAUACCAUGGGCCGCAUUUGCGAAUAAUGCAAUACGACUCGUGUCUGUAAUAUUUUAUAACGCAAACCGUACAAGGAGUUUCUAAUAAAAACAGUCAAAUUUAAGAUCGUCGAAAAAGCGUACAACUUAAUAUGCGCGACGUGCUCCGAACGCGAGCGUACCAUCGGAAAAUACACCCGACCGGUCGCCUUCGGACGUACCGCGCAUAAUACUAAAAAAA
Messenger RNA from Dufourea novaeangliae, 1897 nucleotides. It is a transcript of the gene Mettl14, whose product is annotated as methyltransferase-like protein 14 homolog. The transcript is spliced from 6 exons. Lineage: Eukaryota; Metazoa; Arthropoda; Insecta; Hymenoptera; Halictidae. Gene Ontology annotation, molecular function: mRNA binding. Gene Ontology annotation, cellular component: nucleus; RNA N6-methyladenosine methyltransferase complex. The coding region runs from base 277 to 1563 and encodes 428 amino acids. The record is from RefSeq and is a predicted model, not a curated record.